Messenger RNA from Danio aesculapii, 2766 nucleotides. It is a transcript of the gene mfsd2aa, whose product is annotated as MFSD2 lysolipid transporter A, lysophospholipid a. Bases 131 to 1729 code for a protein of 532 amino acids. The transcript has 14 exons. Gene Ontology annotation, biological process: carbohydrate transport. Lineage: Eukaryota; Metazoa; Chordata; Actinopteri; Cypriniformes; Danionidae. Gene Ontology annotation, molecular function: lysophospholipid:sodium symporter activity. The record is from RefSeq and is a predicted model, not a curated record. Gene Ontology annotation, cellular component: membrane.
GAGCAGAGGCAGCAGUGGAGAAGCUGAACUGCACCUAGUUUCUUUCAUCCUUGAGAUCAGCACCCUGUCAAACUGUGUUAUUUUACGAGGACAAUACAAUAAAGCAGUAAAAUAAGCUCCUAUCAGUGUUAUGGCAAGAGGAGAAGGAGCGGAGCAGUUCUCCAGCGGUUUGUUACCAACAGCCAAAAGCGUCACUCAAAAUGAAAUCAAAAUGGUUAAGCUCUCACCGCAGCAGGAGAGGAAAAGAGCUCUGAGUGUGUGGAGUAAGGUGUGUUUUGCGAUCGGAGGGGCUCCGUAUCAGAUCACAGGCACCGCCCUGGGCUUCUUUCUGCAAAUCUUCUUGCUUGAUGUGGCACUGCUUAAACCCCUUAAUGCCUCGGUAAUCCUGUUUGCGGGUCGGGCCUGGGAUGCUGUGACUGAUCCCACCGUUGGGUUUUUAGUGAGCAGAACUCCAUGGACGAGACACGGACGCAUGAUGCCCUGGAUUUUGGUGUCCACCAUACCAGCUGUGUUGUGUUAUUUCCUUAUAUGGGUGGUUCCACCAAUAGAGCAAGGGAAGAUGAUGUGGUAUCUGCUCUUCUACUGUCUCUUCCAGACCCUCCAGACAUGUUUUCAUGUGCCGUACUCUGCUCUGACCAUGUUUAUCAGCACUGAGCAGAGAGAACGAGAUUCUGCCACAGCCUACCGCAUGACUGUAGAGGUGUUUGGUACAGUCGUUGGCACUGCCAUCCAGGGUCAGAUUGUGGGCAUGGCCAACACUCCCUGUAAAAACAACACAUCCCCAAACAACAGCUUCAAUGACUCAAUCCAGAGCAAUAACUCUCAUAUCCCACUGAAAAACAUUAUAUUUGACGAGAGGUGUGCGUAUAUGAUUGCAUCUGCAGUCAUCAGUUUAAUCUAUGUUGUGUGUGCUGCUGUGCUGUUUUUUGGAGUGAGAGAGCAGGAUCUUCAGGGUGAAUUAAAAACACAGAAGCGGGUGUCGUUUCAGAAGGGUCUGCGGCUGGUGAUGGGUCACGGGCCGUAUGUUAAACUGGUGCUUGCCUUCCUCUUCACUUCUCUAGCCUUCAUGCUGCUGGAAGGGAAUUUUGCUGUCUUCAUCAAGUACACGCUGGGAUUCAGAGAGGAUUUUCAGAACAUCUUACUGGUCAUCAUGGUGUCUGCUACUGUUUCUAUUCCUAUGUGGCAGUGGUUUCUCUGCCGGUUUGGGAAAAAGACUGCUGUUUACAUCGGCAUCACUUGGGCCGUGCCUUUCAUGAUCCUGGUGGUGUCUGUAAACAGUAGCCUCCUUGUGUCCUACAUCGUGUCCAUCGCUGCUGGUGUCAGUGUGGGCGCAGCUUUCCUCCUGCCUUGGUCUAUGCUUCCAGAUGUGGUUGAUGACUUUAAACUCCAGAAUCCUACAUCUCAGGGCCAUGAGGCUAUUUUCUACUCUUUCUAUGUUUUCUUCACCAAGUUUGCCUCUGGAGUGUCUCUUGGCGUAUCAACACUAGCAUUAAGCUUUGCAGGUUAUGAGACGGAUGUUUGCGAUCAGUCUGACUCUGUGAAUCUGACACUGAAGAUGUUGGUUUCGGCUGCUCCUGUGUCACUGAUUGCUCUAGGGCUGCUCAUCUUUAUGACGUAUCCCAUCAAUGAAGAGCGCCGGCAGUACAACAACAAACAACUACAGCUGCUCUUGCGGAGUGAAGAAGAGGAGGAUGAGAUGGAGGUCUUGAAGCCUGAUAUCACCGCAUGAAAAACCAGCUUGACUGUUGUUGUUGUUCUGGCCGACAGAGGGCGCCCAAAUACAUCUCAACCACUGCCAUGAGGAACUCUACCAGCUCAGCUUUCCUCACACGGUCUGAUAACAGACCAAUGAAGGAUGGAUUUGACCCCUUGUAUAUCUGCACUACUGUUACGACAGCUGCAUUUUAUAAGAUCAUAACAACUCCAGGCAUUGAGUGCUGAUUUCACUUACAGCUCUCCUUGAUCAAACCAAGGAAAAAAUGGGAGGUUCAAUUAUACAAUUACCUACAACAUCUGAUUUUUUUUGUAUGUGUGUUUGUUUGAGAUUAUGAAUGUGAAGAAAAUGUAGCGUUGCAGUCAUUUGAGGACAUUUUAUCCUCAAUGUUGUGAUGAAUCGUCAGUUGUUUUUUUUUUUUUUACACUGGGGGUGAAAUACUUAUAAUGGAACAAAAAAAUCACUUUAAAGACGAGCUAAGGCCUUUAGCCAGAGGAAGAUGACACUUUAUUGUCUAUGUCAGUUUUUUAUGGUUCUGUAUUUAUUUAUAGCAUGAUAUUGACUGAGAUUUUCUAAAAGCUAAUCAAAUGAGAUUCUAGUGAUUAACACCAGUAGAUUUAACAGUCACAGCUUAUAGGAGCAUUGGUUUACUGAAUCUAUGCAGCUGUGCCAAAGAGUCAGUAACAACUGAAAGAUUUAUAACGUUCAGUGGUGCAGUAUUUUUAUUUCCAACAUGAAGUAUCUGUGUCUCUGUACAUGUUUGUUUUUUGUGUGUGAGAGAAAGUGGUAACUAAUAGCGUGAUUGUGCACAUAAAGAAGCAGUUCUGUUAUAUAAGAAUUCUGUGUCUGUCUGUAUGAGUGAAUGCCAUGGCUGUUCCUCAGAUAAAUGUGAAUUUAAAGAUGGUACUGUAAGGUCUCCUCAUAUGAGAUCUAGACUGAAAUCAGUUUUGACUGUUAUGUGCUGAACGGUUGCCUGACAUGUUGUCAUCAACCUAAAGUUUACAUCUCCCUGUAAAUGCUGAGAUGAAAUGUAAGAAAUGUAUAUAAAUAGA